Messenger RNA from Impatiens glandulifera, 1603 nucleotides. Its product is annotated as amino acid transporter AVT6C-like. The transcript has 4 exons. Lineage: Eukaryota; Viridiplantae; Streptophyta; Magnoliopsida; Ericales; Balsaminaceae. The record is from RefSeq and is a predicted model, not a curated record. Gene Ontology annotation, biological process: amino acid transmembrane transport. The coding region runs from base 72 to 1391 and encodes 439 amino acids. Gene Ontology annotation, molecular function: amino acid transmembrane transporter activity.
CAACGUUAUAAUUGAUAACUGGUUCCAAAUCGAAGAAGAGAGAAGAGAGAGAAUUUGCCCGGAGCGGCACCAUGAAAUCCGACGCAGAUUCUCUCAUUCCUCUCCUUCCAAAGCUAAAAUCAGAAACAGAGAAACCUGCGUCGGUUCUUGGUGCCGUUUUUAACGUUUCCACAAGCAUAAUCGGCGCAGGUAUCAUGUCUAUCCCUGCAACAAUGAAGGUCCUCGGAGUCAUACCAGCUUUCCUCUCCAUCGUAAUCGUCGCAUUAUUAGUCGACAUCUCCGUACAAUUCAUGCUUAGAUUCACACAUUCAGGUAAUUCAAAAACAUACGCUGGCUUAAUGCGCGAAUCCUUCGGUUGGCCAGGAUCAAUCGCGGUCCAGAUUUGCGUUAUGGUUGCAAAUCUAGGUUGCUUAAUCAUUUAUCUGAUUAUCAUCGGAGACGUUUUGUGUGGAAAUCAACCUGAUGGAGUAACGCAUUUAGGUUUGUUACAGGAAUGGUUUGGUAUUCAAUGGUGGAAUACUCGCGCGAUUGCUUUGUUCUUGGUUGUUAUCUUCAUCAUGCUUCCUUUAGUCCUAGUUCGUCGUGUUGAAUCAUUGAAGUUCAGUUCAGCUAUAUCAGUUUUCCUAGCAAUAGUAUUUGUAUCCAUAUGUUUUAUACUAGCAAUCACCGGAAUAUUCGCCGGAAAAACGAAGAACCCUAGAUUCUUCCCUGACAUAAACGAUCAAUCAUCUUUCUUCAACCUAUUCACCGCAAUGCCAGUCAUAGUCACAGCCUUCACAUUCCAUUUCAACGUUCACGCAAUCGGAGUCGAGUUUCCAAAACCAUCUCAAAUGACAACGGCAGUCAGAAUCUCCCUCAUUCUCUGCGCCGCCAUAUAUUUUUCAGUCGGCAUCUUCGGUUAUCUUCUAUUUGGAGAUUCGAUUUUACCAGACAUACUUGUGAAUUUCGAUAAGGGUACUUCGGAUUCAGAAUUCGGUUCCUUGCUUGAUGAUACAGUUCGAUUAAGCUAUGCUUUACAUCUCAUGUUGGUGUUUCCUUUGCUGAAUUUCUCGUUGAGGGCUAAUAUUGAUGAACUCUUGUUCCCUAAAAAGACGGCAGCUUUAGUGACUGAUAAUCAGAGAUUUAUACCGAUUACGAUUGUUUUGCUGGGGAUUACUUAUGUAUUGGCUAUAAUGAUUCCGAACAUAUGGUAUUUCUUUCAGUUUGUGGGUUCAACUGCUGCUGUUUCAUUAGCAUUCAUCUUUCCUGGUGCAAUUGCUUUAAGAGAUGUUCAUGGUAUAUCAACAAGGAAGGACAAGAUAAUGGCUACUGUGAUGAUUGUUCUUGCUAUAGUUACAAGUACAAUUGCUAUAGUUACAAAUAUUUUUAAUAUCUUUGGAAGCAAAUUAUGAUAAUUCUCUCUUUCUCUCUAUUGGUAGAUAAUUCAAUUUUGUAAUCUAUUGUGUUCAUUGUGUAUUAUUUGUAUAGUUUGAUUUCCUUGUGUGAAAGGAAUCUAUUCAUGUGUCAUUGUAUUUUUAUGUAUACUCUUCAAUCUUCAUUUUUUCCUCUCCAUUGAUGAAAACAUGAUAUAUGAGAAUCAAAUAUACAAUUGUUCAGUUUGAUU